Molecule: messenger RNA, 4760 nt
Organism: Durio zibethinus
Lineage: Eukaryota; Viridiplantae; Streptophyta; Magnoliopsida; Malvales; Malvaceae
Product: receptor-like protein 49
Molecular function (GO): protein binding
Source: RefSeq, a predicted model, not a curated record
CGACAAAAAAGAACGCGUUUUAUGCAGAGUGUAGACUGUAGUGAAUGUUCAACAAGCCACAAUAAAUAAAGUACGCGGCGGAUUACCUUCGACGGUGAUCAUCCCAUACUCUGCCUCUCAUCCCCCAUUCUACACCUUUUUGUUGCCAUUCUUUGACAAAAAGGGUGGUCUUUGGUCGGCCACCAUUCGAACAGGAUAUGCCAAAACCUCAUGCUUUCUGAGCCUGCCCUCACCUCAACCUACUCCCGUUGCCAUCUUCCUCAUAUUUCCUAGUUGUGUAGAUAUCACUCGUUACCGCUACUGAUGAGGAUUUCACUCUUUUCAUGGCUUAUACCAGUUUUCUUUAGCAUCAGUGUUGUUUUGGUUUCUGGCCAAUGUCAAAGCGAUCAGAGACAGUUGUUGCUCGAAUUGAAAAGCAGCUUCAAUUCUGCUUCUUUAGGAAAGUUGGUGAAUUGGAAUCAAACCACGGAUUGCUGUUCUUGGGAUGGUGUAAGUUGCGAAGCCGAUGGUCGGGUUAUUGGCCUUGACUUGAGCAACCACUUAAUUUCUGGUACAAUCAACAAAUCAAGUAGUCUUUUCCGUCUUCAGCAUCUGCAGCGACUCAAUUUGGCUCACAACAGACUCAUCUUUGCUUUUCCCUCCGAGUUUGACAAGUUUGCAAAUUUGAAUUAUCUUAAUUUGUCAAAUUCUGGCUUUAAAGGGCAAAUUCCAGCUGAGAUUUCACGCAUGACAAGUUUGGUUACUCUUGACUUAUCUACAAAUUUUUAUCUUGGACAGUCCUUGAAACUUGAGAAGCCAAACCUAAAGAUGCUUGUUGGAAAUCUCACGAGGUUAAGAUUUCUCCAUCUUGAUGGCGUAAAUAUAUCAGCUAGUGGAAAAGAGUGGUGUCAGGCCUUAUCGUCACUGACCAAUUUGCAAGUGUUGAGCAUGUCCAACUGUUAUCUUUCAGGACCUAUAGAUUCCUCCUUUUCCAAUCUUCGGUCUCUCUCAGUAAUCCGCUUGGACAGCAAUAAUUUGUCUGCUCCACUUCCAAAAUUCUUUGCAGAUUUUCGAAAUUUAACUUCCCUUCGUCUUAGUGCUACUGACCUGACUGGAAGAGUCCCGGAAGAAGUCCUCCAUGCAACUACAUUACAGACUCUCGAUUUGUCCUACAACAAAUUACUCAAAGGUUCAUUUCAAGAUUUUCCUCUGAAUACAUCUCUUCAGACAUUGGUACUUAGUGACACAAAUAUAGGUGGGCAACUACCAGAAUCUUUUGGUAACCUUGGGCAAUUGACAAGAAUAGAGCUCGCACGUUGCAAUUUCAGUGGACCAAUACCUGAAUCGAUGCUACAACUUACACAGCUUGUCUAUCUGGAUUUUUCAACCAACAAAUUUUCUGGUCCAAUGCCAUCGUUCUCAUCAUCAAGAAAUCUCACACAGCUAAACCUUGCUUUUAAUCAGCUAAAUGGCACAAUUCGUUCCACGGAGUGGUCAGGCCUUUCUAAGCUAGUAAGUGUUGACUUACGAAACAACAAGUUAAGAGGAACCAUUCCACCAACUUUGUUUGCCGUUCCAUCACUGCGGAAAAUUUUCCUUUCCCAAAAUCAAUUCAGUGGUAGCCUUGGUGACCUCCUUGGUAAGGCCUCUUUACUGCUUGAUACCCUUGAUAUAAGCAGCAACAAUUUACAAGGGCAAUUUCCAAUGUCUGUAUUUGAACUUCAAGGUAUUAAGAUCCUGACACUUUCUUCUAACAACUUCAGUGGCUUCAUAAAAUGGUAUGACAUUCAAAAGUUGAGGAAUCUUUCCAAUCUUGAUCUGUCAUAUAACGACUUGUCUAUUGAUGCAAGUCCUACUAAUUUUGCUUUGUCUUCCUUUCCCAACAUUACCACAUUAAAGCUGGCUUCCUGCAACUUGACCAAAUUCCCUGCUUUCUUGAAAACUCAAGCCAAGUUAAACCAUCUAGACCUUUCAAAAAACCAGAUUGUGGGGGAAAUACCAAAUUGGAUUUGGGAAAUUAAAAGCCUUGCUUACUUGAAUCUUUCUCAGAAUUUUCUUGCAAAAUUUGAAGGACCUUUGCAGUAUAUUUCUUCUUCUCUAAUUGUUGUUGACCUUCAUGCCAACCAGCUCCGAGGGAAAAUACCAAGUUUUCCACCAUAUGCCACCUAUCUGGAUUACUCAAACAAUAAUCUCAGCUCUCUUUUGCCACCUGAGAUUGGUGACUCCCUCCAGUUUGCAAUUUUCUUCUCCCUCUCAGGUAAUAACUUUAUUGGGAGUAUCCCCGGGUCGCUAUGCAAUAGUUCAUAUCUUCAAGUACUUGAUCUAUCUAAUAAUUCCCUGAGUGGGCCAAUUCCUCAAUGCUUGACUCAGAUGAGUGUGUCUCUUGGAGUACUGAAUCUAAGGCGAAACAAUCUCAGUGGCAUCAUUUCUGACACAUUUCCAGAAAACUGUCGAUUACAAACCCUAGAUCUCAAUCGAAACCAAGUGGAAGGAGAGGUUCCGCAAUCAUUGGCCAAUUGUAAAAAGCUGGAGGUUUUAGAUAUUGGCAACAAUCAGAUCAACGGCAUGUUCCCAUGCCAUUUGAAGAAUAUAACCAAGUUGCGUGUCCUUGUUUUACGAUCCAACAAAUUCAAUGGUAACAUUCAUUGUCCUGGGAACAAUAGUGCCUGGCCAAUGCUUCAGAUUGUCGACGUAGCAUCCAACAAUUUUAGUGGCAAACUGCAUCAAACAUGUUUGGCGACCUGGGAGGCUAUGCAGGCUGUCGAAAAUGAAGCCCAAUCAAAGCUCAAACAUCUUCAGUUUAAAUUCCUAAAACUCAAUCCAUAUUACUAUCAGGACUCAAUAAAAAUUACCAUGAAAGGUUUAGAGUUUGAGCUGCAGAAGAUCCUAACCGUGUUUACCUCUAUUGACAUUUCAUGCAACAACUUUGAAGGGCCAAUACCAGAAGUGAUCUCAACAUUCAAUGCACUUUAUGUCCUUAACUUUUCACAUAACGCUUUUGCAGGGACAAUCCCAUCAUUUUUAGGAAACCUGCGACAGCUUGAGUCCUUGGACCUCUCAAGUAAUAACUUAGAUGGUGGGAUCCCUUUCCAGCUAGUAAACCUCAAUUUCCUUUCAUUCCUUAACGUCUCAAACAAUAAGCUAGUGGGACGGAUCCCAACGAGCACCCAGCUUCAAUCAUUUUCAGAAGCUUCAUUUGAGAACAACACAGGAUUGUGUGGGCCUCCUCUAAGUGUACCGUGUCAAAAUGCACCAAAUAUACCAGAAUUUCGAUCAACGGAUGGAUUUGAUUGGCAGACCAUAUUCAUUGGGGUGGGCUUUGGUGUAGGUGCAGCAGCAUUUGUUGCACCCUUAAUAUUUUGGAAGAGUGCAAGUAAAUGGGUCAAUGAUAAUGUCGAUAAAAUCCUUGCGGUGAUCCUUCCAAAGGUGGGUCUGAUUUACACACGUCCUGAUGAUGCAAAGUUUGAGGCAGAAGAAAAUCUUGAAGGAGACAACACAGAAAAUGACGAUGAAGCAGAAGAAAGCAAGGCAAAAGAGGCAAAAGGUGAAGAAUUUCGUGGGAGAUACUGUGUGUUUUGCUCCAAACUUGACAAAACUAGGAAGAAGGUAAUUCAUGACCUAUGUUGCACCUGCUAUGAUUCACCAUCUUUAUCUCCUUCUUCUUCCACAUCUUCUUCCUUUUCUCCUCAGACCCUUCACUUGUUUUUUGGUUUAGUUUGUAUGUUUUGUAUAUAGAUAAGGAAAGAAUCAAUUCUGGAAAUGGGGUGAUAAGAAAUGAACAUGUAACUCCGGAUCCUCAAUAAAUAAUUCAAAGCAACUUUUCCUCUCAAUAGACUCAGUCAGAGGCUCUAUCUGCCUGUUGCUAAACUUCCCUCACAAGCAAAUACACGAUAUGACAAGAACAAUAAUUUUCGUUCAGGAAUUUCGCCGAACACUUGAAGACUCGUAGAUGCUAAAACUAGUCAUGAAAUUUAAGCACAAUCUGAGAGUACAAUAACACUUAGAUUUUAGGAAUUAGGAUGUGCCUAUUGCCAUUCUCUUGAUGUGCAUAUAUCAACGGCCUUGAAUCAGUGUGUGGGUCUAAAAAACAGUGUCCUCGUUCCCUCUGUUGUUGAUCGGCCGGACAUUUCCCCUUCAUGAGUUGAUCGACGGAAUGUUGGGGCAUUCCAUGUUCUAAAUUAGCUAGAGCUCUGGAGCCCAUUUAUUAGUUAGUAUGUUCUCUUUUAUAAAGAGAACAAAUCAAGGACAUUGUCAAGAACAUGUGGCAUGGGCUGAGUUGGACUGCAGGAGAUACAGUUAACAAAUGACUUUUGUAUUGGUCGAAAUCUUAAUAUAACUAUAGUAUAAAAGGCUGCUAUUAGAAUAUUAUUCUUUGAUAUCUUAUAAAGAUGAUGAAAUAAUUGUAUUUUAACAGAUUUUCUGGUAGUUUUGAAUAAAUAAAAUUAAAGCUUGUAAAGAAAAAAAAGUUCUGUAUCUGGAGCUUCAUGCAUUUCUCUAUGCAAUAUUUGUUUUCUAUUUCUUUUCUUGUACUGGUCACUAUGGUUAAAUAUUAGUAUACCUUAGAUAUCUCGCUAAUUACUAUAUCAAAUCUUAGUUUAAUUUGAAUUUAUUAUUAGGUUUCGUCAAAUAAAGCUAUCCUUGCAUUUCGAACCAAGGUUUCACUUUAGUAUAAUUCAAGUUAGUAAAUUUCAACAAAUUUUUUAAAUGGAUUUUAACAUGAUGAAAAGAUUUAGCCAUUUUUUACAUAGAUCAAGCGAAUACUAUGUAUCUUUUCAAAACCA